AUGCUUUCAAACGGGUCCAGCUUUGCUCCGCCCAAGCCAUUACCAGGGCAAUCCAUCAAGUUCCCGAAAGGUCGCAAAAACGGCGUGGCACGCAGGAAUCUUGCGCGUACACAUACGCAGGAAGAGGACUUGGGUCGAGGCCCCUUCACCCCUCCUUCCCACUACGAUAUUCAUUGGAGCCGGAUGGAUGUCAGUGCGUAUCUGGCUCAGUGGAAAGCAAAGGGGUAUCUGGAGUUGAGGCCGGAGAAGCUAAGGUGGCAACCCUUCUUGUUGUCACGAUUCAAAAAGAUCGAUCAGCCUGAUGAGGGUGGUUUGGCCGACGUGGAAAACACUCCUGCCUUGGCUACUGCUACCGCAAACGAUCCUCUCCCAGUGGACGAGGCUACACAGGUGUCGGCAUCGGCUGAACCUGAAGAAGAUGCAUUGCCCGCAUCGCCGGCUGCGACGCGACGCUCUUCACGCUCGUCUAUCAAACAACCAACUCGUUCACCCGAAGUUGUUCCCCUCCGUCGCUUACGCAGCCAAGGACACCUCGAUGCGGACGUCUCGCCCAUCUACGAACGCACGAAUGGCACGCCACGAUUGCGUUCGAGCGUGAGCCCGUCAAAACCUCCUACCGUACGCACGCGCUCGUCGAGCAAUCGUCCUAUUGUUUCUUCAACUGCCACGCCAUUCAUAUCGACACGUGCACAAGCGAAGAAGGAUAGCUUUGACCAGGAUGCGGCAUUAGCCGCGCAACUCGCCAUGGAGGAAAGUCUUCCCAUACGGAUAUUGAGAUCGAGGUCAGGAACGGCCCAGGUGCUGCGCUCUACGUCGGUGAGCAGCAGGAUCCCAACGCGGAAAAGAAAGCGGAUCGACUCUUCUCCAGAGAUGGAUGAUGAUGUUGACAUUUUACCGUCCCUCAAUCAUGCCACGCCUGACAAUACGCCCCAACAGCCAGGGCUGAACGGGACCGGGUCGACUGCCGAGGACGACUCGCCCAUCUCAUGCUCGAGCGUUAUUGCCGAUGUCGACGUUCACGUGCAUCAGUCAGAUCAGGGCCUUCCUCCAGCGGACCCCCAAUCUGCUCCCGUGUUGGAUUCUCCAAUGGAAGACAUGAAGUCGGACCCAGACUCUGGGACGCCAUUCACAGUCACUGGUGCCAGUCGGCAGAGUGCCCCGAGCGACGACACGGUCUUCGUUGUUGAGGUCGUGGGGAGCGCGAAGGAGGACAUCCUCGUUGUGGACAUGCAGGUGGACGCAGACGCUGAUGCUGAUGCUGACGCAGAUGCGGACCCAGACCCAGACCCAGACGUGGACGUAAUUAUCAAAUUAGACACGACCUUGGACAACAAACUGAAUGGUGACGUCGCGGGUGUUGAUCCGCAUCCUUCCAGUCCACAAGUUGUCUACGCCGCUGCAGUAGUAGGUUUGGAACCUUCUAAGGGUGCUGCCAUGGAUGUGGGUGGGGAUCUCGAUGCGGAAGCUGACGCUGAGGGGGAAGAUGAUGAUAUGGACGCUGAGGGUGAACCGGAUGAUGGGCUAUAGGUGCAUGUAUACAUAUCACUCAUCCCGUAUGGUAGUACUCUUUAUACCGCUUGUUUGGUGUAACUUUUAGAAUUGCCUUGUGUAUCCGUUUGUUUUGCUGUCACUAUCACUUACACAGCUAUGCUUUGCAUUAAUCUGGUUCAGGCAUGUGUUGCUUUUACCUAUCCCAACCGCAGUCGGCGUCUUUGACCUCGGUCGAUCGGAAAAUGGUGGUCAAAUUUACAACUUUCUGUAUACUCCACUUACAUGACAUAAAGCAAUUCACAUUAUUCAAGUUAC
Heterobasidion irregulare TC 32-1 is the source of this 1806-nucleotide messenger RNA. RefSeq lists its product as uncharacterized. NCBI's taxonomy places the organism in Eukaryota, Fungi, Basidiomycota, Agaricomycetes, Russulales, Bondarzewiaceae. The transcript has a single exon. Bases 1 to 1527 code for a protein of 508 amino acids. The record is from RefSeq and is a predicted model, not a curated record.